Messenger RNA from Monascus purpureus, 2543 nucleotides. NCBI's taxonomy places the organism in Eukaryota, Fungi, Ascomycota, Eurotiomycetes, Eurotiales, Aspergillaceae. The record is from the annotation of a GenBank genome assembly.
CUUUUCGAGAGUUGUGGAUGCAUGCAUCCUUUGUCUGAGCGCUACUACAGCUGCGCGCUGCGUAUUUUCUGGUCUGAUCCCUCCAAUUUGAUCGGAGGGUAAGACGCAAAAAUGAAUUCCAGCAGGAAUACGCGACCUGCUUCUGAUAUUCUUACCGGAGGACGAGGACCCUCUCCUUCCUCACCUGUACCUGCGCAAAAUACUUUUCGACAGUCCAUGCGUUCAUCCCAAGCGCCGAAAGCUCCCGGACCUGAUGCAGAGAAGGAAGAACUUCGUGUACAGGUAAACACUUUGAAGUAUGAGCUGGAAAGCAUAAAGCAGGAGCGAGAACUGGAGGCGUUGCGCCAUGAGAAGGAACUCCGGGAAUUGCAAUUGAAGGCGGAUGCGGAUUUCAGAAAGGCGCAGGCUGCCGAAGCUUCUACGAGCCGCGCGAACACUAAGUUCGAGUCCCUCGCGAGAGAACUGAAAGAAGCUCAAGAUAAUGCACUCGAUGAGAAAGUCGGCCUAGAGAGGAAAAUAAGGAGUCUCCAAGACGAAAAUCAAACCAUUCGGGAAGAACUCAGCGAUACCCAGGCCCAGCUGUCAGACCAGGAGAGACAACACAAAUAUCAACUCAAUGAGCUGGAGACCAUACGUUUGUCGCUUCAGAAGACACUUGAAGAUCUACAGAACGAUCUUCAAAGUGUGAGGGGCAAUCUGCAGAGUACACAGGAAAAGCUGUCACAACGUGAAUCGGAUAUUGCUACUCUAGAGACGGAGAAUCUACGCUUGAAGGCGGAAGGAACCGAUUCUGAAACCAUGUUGGUUCUGAAAAGGGAACUUUCAGAUCAAGUGAAUCAUAUUAGGAAUUUGGAGUCUAUAAAUCGAGAGCAGGGCACAGAAUUGCAGCGUUUGAGGAAAGUGCAACGAAAUGUCGAAGUGGUUGAGGAGCAGAAGAAAUCCCUGGAGAAUCAGCUCCAGCUCAUGAAAGACGUCGAAGCUGAGCUUGGCAAUUUACAGAUCCAGAAGCAAAUUCUGGAGGAUGAGCGACGGUCAUGGACUAGCCUUCUGCAGGUAGACAGUGAAGCGCCCGAGUUAGACUCUCCGGAGGCCGUUGUCAAGGCCCUUGUUCAGGAACGAAUUGAGAAGGCCACCCUUGUGGACAAGCUUGGAAAAGUCGAUGCACAGUUCUUGGACAAAGACGAACUGAUCAAGAGUCUAGAGAAUGAAAAAGCUCGUUUGCGGCAAGAAAUUGAUAACCUUCGUGCCGCUGGGGCUGCUGCUAGCGGAGCAGCCGCAGAGAGUCGAGUCAGGUCCAGACUGGAAAGGCAACGAGUUCUUGCAGUAAAGGAAGUCGAAUACCUCCGUGCACAGUUGAAGACCUUUGAUACGGAAGAAAUGACCAUGAAUGCAGACCACAGCCAGUUCGACGAACAAAAAUCACAGCAGGUGGAACAAUUGGAGAAGCUUAUCGACGAGUAUAGAGCUGAGCUCGAGAAAGCGCACGAGGAAUUAUCCAAGCGUGAAGCUCCACGACAACAGGACGACUCCCAGACGCCCCGGGGAGUGAAGCGGCCUUUAUCACCAGCAGAAAGCGAGGCGGAAAACGAACGACUCGCCGUGUUGAUGCGGAAGAAUCGAACCCUACAGGAGUCGCUCUCCAAGUCCGAACAAGCGGCAGCUCUACUGAACCGCGAGCUUGAGGCAACAAAAUCCCACCUCAAGUCCCUCCAGGCCAAAUCACGAACACGCAUCCUGGAACUCCGCGAUAAUCCUACCGCGGAAGUAGAGAAACUUAAACUCUCUACCAUCACAACCCUCCGAGCCGAGAACCGCGCCCUCCUCGCGCAACUCCGCAACGAGCACGCAAACAUCAAAGUCAUCCCCCUGAGCACCCUCGAAAGUCUGAAAUUAGACGUUCAAGAUAUGGAACGCACAGUCGCCGAAAAGGAAAAGCGCAUGCGCCGUCUCAAGGAAAUUUGGACUGCCAAAUCCUCCGAGUUCCGCGAAGCGGUCGCUUCCCUGCUGGGCUAUAAACUCGAUUUUCUUCCCAACGGCCGCGUCCGCGUCACGUCCAUGUUCCACCUUUCGGCUGCAUACAGGCACGGCGAUCCUAGUGCUUCCUCCGACUCCCGUGGUCCAGGCAGUAUGGGCAACGGCGAGGAGAAUUCGAUCAUCUUCGAUGGCGAGAACGGCACGAUGAAGAUCUCCGGUGGUCCGAAUAGUAUGUUUGCUAUGGAGAUUAAGCAUCUUAUCAAGUUCUGGGUUGAGGAGAGGAAGGAUAUUCCUUGUUUCCUUGCUGCUAUGACUUUGGAAUUUUAUGAUAAAACUACUAGGGCUGCCCGGGUAUAGUCGUCUUUUGUGUUUUUGCGCAUGCUUGGAUAGUAUGUUAAGCGGGUCUUUUCUUUUCUUCCUCGUCUCGUCCGAUGUAUAAUUACCUAUUCCAUGCUCAAUCCUUUUGAUUACGCAGAAUAAGGAAACGCUGUGAUGUUUAUUCCCCCCGUUUUGAUAAGUCAUGAAACUUUCAGCUGGAAAGAAAACAGCAGUAAACAGACUCCAUAUGC